Magnusiomyces paraingens is the source of this 408-nucleotide messenger RNA. RefSeq lists its product as uncharacterized. Bases 1 to 408 code for a protein of 135 amino acids. The record is from RefSeq and is a predicted model, not a curated record. Lineage: Eukaryota; Fungi; Ascomycota; Dipodascomycetes; Dipodascales; Dipodascaceae. Gene Ontology annotation, biological process: proton motive force-driven ATP synthesis. The transcript has a single exon. Gene Ontology annotation, molecular function: proton transmembrane transporter activity.
AUGCUCCGACCACAGACCCUCCUCAGAGCCUCCAAGGCUGCCGCCAUGGCCCCCCGUGUUGGCGUCAGAAAUGCGUCCUCCCUUGCUUCUAUCCCAGCUAAGGCUGCCGGAUUUGUCAACUGCACCAUCUUUUGGGCUAAGGUUGUUGGCGAGCUGGCUAAGCAGGUCUACAUCAAGGAGGGCCUUGCUCCUCCUACCCAGGCCCAGAUCACCUCUGUCUUUGAGCUCAUCAAGAAGUCCGCCAUCGAGGCUGCUUCCCGCCCCAGCGCCUUCAUUGAGUCUGUUUCUCAGGUCAACAAGGUCCAGGUCGCCGUCAAGGGCACUGUCGCUCUUGUCCAGAUCCUGGGUCUCUUUUCGCUGGGCGAAAUUGUCGGCCGCCGCCACGUUGUCGGCUACAAGCACUACUAG